UUUAAUCUUGGGUUUCAGGGCAACAAUGGCGUGUUUUCGUACAACCUCGAACGCGCUGGAGGCAAGUUCACUGUCACGCCUGCUGGCUACAUUCUGGUCAAUGAUAAGAUCGAUCGUGAAACUGAAGAUGUGCAUUGUUUUCAGGUCGUCGCAAAGGAGACUUUGACGUCGGAGCAAUUACAGGCCGUUGCAUCUGUCACGGUCAAUGUCACGGACUUGAACGACAACAAUCCUGAGUGUUCUCAAGCCGUUUACAGGGAGACUGUGUCCGAGAACCGACCAGAAAACACGUUUGUAGUACAGAUCUCUGCCUCAGACCCUGAUCUAGGACCAAGUGGUACCGUCCGCUUUAGUCUUGUCCCAGACCCCAAUGACCAUUACAAGUCCUUUACCAUUGAUCCUCUCAAUGGCACCAUUUAUACCACGGCCAGUUUUGACCGUGAGGAGUUGGGCCUCUAUAAGCUAACUGUACGAGCCACAGACCAACCGAUCAGUGGACAGGCAAGAUUUGGAGACUGUCAAGUACAAGUUACAAUUGGCGAUGAAAAUGACAACAAUCCAACUUUUACGAAUUUACCAAACGAGACAAGCGUGUCUGAAGGAGCUUCUACGAAUACUGCCUUCUAUACUGUCAUGGCUGUUGACGCCGAUGAAGGUCUGAAUGCUUUUGUUAGCUAUAGUAUUUUCUCCGGGAAUACUGGUGGCGCUUUCGCUAUAGAUCUAAACAGCGGAACCCUCUCGACUCUUCAAAAGCUGGACAGAGAAACUAACGCCCAGUUUUCUCUAGAAAUCACGGCUAGGGAUGGGGGAGGAAAGGCAACAACCGAGAGUCUAGUGGUUCAUAUCAUUGACGUCAAUGAUAACCCACCCGUAUUUACUGAACCCGAGGGAUACCAUUUCACCGUAGAUGAAGGAAAAGCUGGUCUGAUCGUGGGGAUGGUCACGGCAAUUGACGAUGACGAAGGCGUCAAUGCAGAAGUCACUUACAGCCUCAAACCUGUAGAAGACUACAUGAAAUUUUCGAUCGACAAGGCCUCUGGCGAGAUAAAGACGGUCACUGCAUUAGAUCGAGAGACCACUGACCAACACAUCAUCAGGGUUAUAGCUAAAGAUAAAGUCAACGAGGUUGAAGUUCAAGUUAUGAUAAAUGUCUCCGACAUCAACGAUCAUAGCCCGGUAUUUAGUCAGCGGCACUACGUUGUGGCGGUGAAAGAACAACAACCUGCACAUGUCAUCUUGAAUCUGACGGCAACUGACGGGGAUAUUGGUAUCAAUGCUGCCUUUUUGUAUUCAAUCCUGUCCGGAGAUUCUGAUAACAGUUUCACUGUUGAUCCUGCAAGCGGCGCGCUUUCCACCACCGGCCCCUUGGACCGAGAGGAACACGACUCCUACAUUUUAUUGGUUCGUGUGUCAGAUCUCCAUGGUAACCACAGUUAUGGCGUAGUGUUUGACGAUUCCACAGUCGUUGAGGUGGUUGUCGAGAACACAAAUGACCACAGUCCCUUGUUUCCCAACUCUAUGUAUCAAGUGGACAUAUUCGAGAACAUCACCACCGGAACAGCCAUUUUACAAGUCUCGGCCCAGGAUCGCGAUAUCGACCAACUCAUGGGACUGCGAUACUCCAUUGUCAGUGGUAACAGUCUUGAGAGGUUCUUUAUUGAUGCCUUCAGUGGUGUGAUAUACGUAAAAAGUCCCAUUGACCGAGAUCCUCCGAGAAGCGAGACUUCAUUCUUAUUGACGGUCAUGGCAAAAGACGAAGGCAAAUUGUCUUUAAACUCCACUACAAAGGUCAACAUUACCGUAUCUGAUGUGAAUGACAGUCCACCAGAGUUUGAAUCAGCUGUAUACACCGUGACCGUACCAGAGGAUGCCCUAAUAGGGACUGUUGUGCUGCGUCCUGUGAGCAGUGACAGAGAUUCUUCCAGCAAUAAGGAGCUGACCUUUGCCAUUACAUCAGGAAAUGACCAGGUUCCUCCUCAGUUUGAGGUGGACAGUUCGACUGGUGUUAUAUCAAGUUACCAAGAGUUUGAUUACGACGAAAGUCCACAGAAAUACACAUUGACACUGACCGCCACAGACGAAGGACAUCCACCGCUUACGGGAAAUACAACAGUUAUUGUCGAGCUUGAAAAUGUUAACGACAACACUCCUUCGUUUACUCAGCAAAAGUUCUUUUUUACUGCAAAAGAGGGAAUGUAUGCCGGUAACAGCAAAGUUGUUGGUCAAGUGACUGCCAUAGACAAAGAUCAAGAUGAAAUGAAUUCUGUUUAUGGACAAAUUAAGUACGAAUUCGUUAACCAAACAAGUUUCUAUCGUGAUCAUCACUGGCCUUUAGACCGAGAGGAGAAUGGUAAAGUCCUGGACAUUCGUGGAGGUGUUCAGGCAGAGCUGAAGAAUGGCGCCAAAAUAGUCUCGGACCCAGAUCUCGGCGACGUGUUGUCACUCGAAGCACCGGAGGCCUGGAUACUUAUGGGCAAUUUUAAAGAUGAUUGCAUCAGUAAUCCGACUCUGUGCAUUGAAGGGUUAUCACUGGCCUUAUGGAUGAAGUUUACAUCGGGUCAGUCCAUUAUCUCAUCUGGAGGAGCAUCAAGGUUUGCCACAGGGUUUGAUUUUUAUCGCGAGUCAGCUGCUGGUGAUUUCAAGCUUAUCUUGGAAACUUCAACAAAAGAAUGGAGCCUAAAAGUGAACGAUAUACCAAAGGAGUGGUUUUACUUCGCAUUCACGUGGGGUAUUGAAGCUGGAUUGCGUUACUUUCAAAACGGACAGUUGAUCACAUCUACCCAGGCCCCAGAGGACAUCACACGUGCAAGUGACAUUUUCACCCAACUGACUGUCGGGAAAUAUAACGCUGAAAGUCUUGACCAUUACGGUAAUUUGUCGGUCAGCGAUCUUCUCAUUUGGCGCAAGCGCCUUACAGACGCUGAGGUGCUACAUUCGUAUAAAAUUUCUCGGCAUGUCACUGGUAAAGAAAUGCCAAGCUAUCCCCAGUACAUGGACAAUUUCGCAAUCUCAGACGACGGUGUAAUAACUGCUGUUGGUGAACUGGAUCGAGAAACUCAAGCAAACUACAGUUUCGAGGUGCAAGCUAUGGAUCUAGAUCCAGAUCACCCUCGAUAUAAUUCAACCGUCGUGGAAAUAGAAGUCCUGGAUAUCAAUGAUAAUCCUCCAGUAUUUAGACAGACAAAUUACGUGGCGGAUCUCCCAGAGCAUUCCGAUGUUGGAUUUGUUACAUUGCAGGUUGAAGCAGAUGACAGCGAUGGAGGUUCCAACAGUCAAGUAUCAUACAGCAUUGUCAGUGGAAACUUACAGAAUGCAUUCACCAUAAAUGAGAGUACUGGAGAAAUCAAAGUCGCUAGGGACCUGGACCGAGAAAACGUUAAUCAGUUUAUACUUGGAGUUCAGGCUAAAGACGGAGGACAUCCUUCCCUGCAAAACACUGUACAAGUGACAAUAAACAUCGUUGAUGUGAAUGAUAAUUCUCCAAUCAUAAUACCAAACUCUUAUGUUGCAAGUGUAAGAGAGAAUUUGCCCUCUGGUCAAAGUGUCCUACGGCUGACAGUUGAAGAUGCCGAUCAUGGCCCCAACAGCCAGGUUACAUUCACCGUAAAUACUGACAUGUUUGCGAUUAACUCAUCUACCGGCGUCCUUUACACAACCCAACCGCUGGACAGGGAGGAGCAGGCUCAUUACCAUCUGACCGUGCAAGCCACUGACGGAGGAGGGGAGGCUGCAAAGAGCACCACUGUGUCAUUAGAGGUCGAAGUUGAAGAUGAAAAUGACAACUCUCCCCAGUUCACUGAGUCUGUGUACCAAGUGGCCAUCAGCGAGAAUGCAACUGUUGCGUCAUCCAUCAUCCGGGUAUUAGCUGAUGACCCGGAUCACGGUGGCAACGGCGAUGUCGUCUUCACUCUUAUGGGAGGGGACGGGGUUUUUGCUAUCAACAAGACUUCAGGUGUUAUCAGCAUCAUGGCUAAAGUUGACCGCGAAGCCAAACCCAAUGGCUAUUCAUUGACCGUGACAGCAAGGGAUCAUGGGUAUCCUGUGCCCCAGUCCUCCACGGCCUUUGUCAAUAUAACCGUGUCCGACAUCAACGACAACGCCCCUCGGUUUGAUAAAUUCACUUAUUUGGCUGAGGUGAGAGAGGACAGUGAAAUAAAUACGGUUGUUAUUGUGGUUCAUGCUGUGGAUGACGAUGAGGGACUGGCAGGAGCAAUUAUUUACUCUAUCACAGGUGGUAAUGUGGGUAAUGUAUUUGCGAUCAACUCAUCUGGAGUUAUACUGGUUGCUAAGAAGUUAGACAGAGAAACAAAAGACGCCUACGAGCUAACGAUAACCGCUGAAGAUCGAGCAGGUGACCCAAAAUCGACAAGCGUUGAAGUUGAUAUUAACAUAGCUGAUGCUAAUGACAACCCGCCUUCUUUUCGCGAGCUGGCACUGAACAUUCCUAUUAGUGAAUCUGCUCUUCCCGGGAUGCCUGUCUAUACGUUGAUAGCUGAUGACCCGGAUGUUGGUAGUAAUAAAAUUGUCACCUACUUUGGGUACUCCUCAGAGGGAAAGUUUGCAAUCAACCCACAGACAGGAGUUAUAAGUACAGUGGGAAAGCUGGACUAUGAGGAGCAACAGAAGUAAGAGANACAAGUAAAUGCUACUGACAAGGAUGAUGGAGAUAACAAGCUUAUUACAUACUCGAUCAGUGGAGGAAACUUAGGGGAUGUAUUUCAAAUUGAUGGUGAUACGGGUGUAAUCACAACAAGGAAAGACCUUGACCGCGAAGCGCCUGGGUUAGCAGUUGAUGCAGAUGGAAGAGGAGUGUAUACAUUAAUGGUAGAAGCCAUUGACCAUGGCUCACCAACACAGCGGACUACAGCCACGGUACGUGUGCUUAUUGUUGAUAUAAAUGACAACACACCGUUGUUCCCGCCAAAUGGUUACAGCGUUAAAAUAUCCGAAGGCGCCAAAGCCAACAGUGACGUCAUUGCAGCGGUGGCCAUUGACCCGGAUGCAGGAAGCAACAGCGAAUUGGUUUACGAACUGAUUUCUGGGAACACUGGGAGUGAUUUUUCAUUGGAUUCACAUACAGCCAUGAUCAGAACUCGCAAAAACCUUGAACGUCAGCAAACAUUCUCCUACACCCUUACUAUUGGCGUGUCAGAUCAAGGAAAACCCGCGCGUAUCGCUACGACUCAAGUUCACAUCGAGGUUGGUGACAUUAACGACAAUGAUCCGGUGUUUGACCCGGUGAAUUAUACCGUUUCCGUGUACGAAAAUUCCCUCGAGGGAACACCCUUGGUCAAUGUUACAGCGACAGAUGCAGACAGUGGCCAGAAUGCUAGGAUCACUUAUACUGUCACAGGAGGAGAUCCAUUCUCAGUGUUUACUGUGGAUACACAGGACACAUAUGGAACGGUUAAAAUCGAAAGUCAUGUUGAUCGAGAGCAACAGAAUAGCUACACUCUGAUAGUGACUGCAGCUGAUGGAGGGGUUCCACUUAGUAGAAAGGCUUAUGCUACAGUGUUCGUAACAAUACUAGAUAGGAACGACAACUCACCGAAGUUCUCUCAAUCCUCGUACACUGGGAGUAUCAUGGAAAACUCCAGAGCCGGUACAACUGUGGACAUGCAUCAAGAGAUUAAAGCUACUGACUUUGACACGGGUCUUCAUGCGGAUAUCCACUAUCACCUGAAUGGCUCUGAGAGACAUCAGUUCUCCAUCGAUCCCAUAACAGGAAUUAUUUCAACCAGGAAAUUCCCGCUUCCGACCUUGGACCACGAGAGAAUUGCAAACUACUCAUUCUAUGUUGUGGCUGUCGAUGAGCAAGGAGCUGGGCAUGCGUCAGUUGCAGCUGUUAAGAUUCAAGUUAUUGACGCCAACGAUAAUGUUCCUCGAUUUGAGCCAUCGACGAAAAACGUGACAGUCAGCGAAGAUUCUUCAGUGGGUUUUUCAGUGACUAUAGUUCAUGCCACUGAUCCCGACCAUCAACUCAAUGGAAAGGUGUCUUAUUCAAUGAUAUCUGGGGCGGAUGGAAAAUUUGAGAUUGGUAGAAAUGAUGGUGUUAUCCGCGUCAUUGGCGCCUUGGACCGAGAAACGAAAGAACAUUAUGCUCUGAACAUAUCGGCUUUAGAUGGGAGUUAUUAUCCACUCGAAGGGUUUGGUAUGGUAUUUAUUACCCUGUCAGAUAUAAAUGAUAAUAAACCACGAUUUGAAAGUUUGGUAUACACCGUGACAAUAUCGGAGGACUCUCCAGUCGGUAGUUUUCUCGUCAAUCUCACAGCUAAAGACCCGGAUUAUGGUGUAAAUUCUGAUAUUUCCUAUUCCAUGGAUCACCCUAAAUUUAUAAUAGACUCCCAAACAGGAAGCGUGACGACGAAGGGGGAACUGGACCGAGAAACUCAGGACGCUUAUUCAUUCAUCGUUCGCGUUCAAGACGGCGGAGGUCUGGAGUCCACUGUAGCGGUAAACGUGGUAAUCUCAGAUACCAAUGAUAAUUCACCGUAUUUCCUGAGUGCAAGGUACAAGACGGACGUUAUCGACAAGACGCCGGUCGGUACCAUUGUGCUAACUAUUGUGGCAGAAGAUAAGGAUAUCCAUGACAACGGCCGUGUUACGUAUUCUAUCGCUGACGCCAAGGAUGAUUUGUUUAAUAUCGAUCCAGAAGACGGCUUCAUAAAAAAAAAAGCGAGCGAAGCGCUUAUCUCGGUCCCCAUCCCCUACCCAGUUAAGUCUUCCAGUUCUCUCGCGUUUCUAUCCGCGCUCAACGAUCGAAUAAAAAUACGAGAAAAUGAAGGGCUGCGAGCAGUCUGUAUUGGCAACAGCACUAAUUUCAUAAUUCUUUCUUUUCAGGGUGAAAUUUCGACGCUGAUCGCAUUAGACAGAGAAGUACGAGACGAUUAUGUGUUUACCGUUCAAGCCAUGGACAAUGGACAGACACCACUCAGCGGUUACACUUCGGUUACUGUCCAUGUGACCGACGAUAACGACAACGCUCCUCGAUUCCAGUUCCACUCUCCAUACAAAAUGACCGUCAUGGAGGAUGCACCCCUGGGGACUAGAGUGGGCCGACUACAGGCUUUCGACAGCGAUGUCGGGCAGAAUGCGGUGGUUGAGUACGCUAUUACACAUGCAAAUAUUGGUCCAGGGCUAUCAAUGAUCUCGAUCCACACUGACUGUGAAACUCCCCUGGGACUGGAGAAUGGUGACGUAAGAGCCAGUGACACAAGCGCGACAAGCACGUACACAGUCCCCAACGAGGAUUACUCUCCAACACUGGGAAGACUUAAUAACAAGGUGUUCAACCGAUUUGGAAUUUCUUAUAAAGGUGCUUGGUGUGCCGGGGUGAAUAACAAACAGCAGUAUCUGCAAAUCGACUUCCGAGGGAUGCGAAAAGUGACAAAAAUCGCCACUCAGGGGAGGCCUGGGUCCAAUGACUACGUUGAAAGCUUCAAACUGUCAUUCAGCUUAGAUGGAAACCCUUUUGAAUUCCAUAGAGAGGUUUUUGUGGGUAACACCGAUGGUGACAGCAUCAACACUAAUCGGGUUCUUCCCCCAUUUCAAGCACGAUACGUGCGAGUUCACCCUCAGUCAUGGAACAACAAAAUCUGCUUAAGGCUCGAGAUGUACGGGUGCGAGUCUACUGGCAAAGAUGAAGUUACUCUUCCUUUCAUCAUUAAUCCGGACACUGGUUAUGUUAGCACUUCACAUAGUCUAGACCGUGAACUACAGCACAAGUAUAUUCUGACAGUGGAGGCCAAAGACAAAGGCAUUCCAUCUAUGAACAGCACUACAACAGUUGAAGUACUGGUCAUCGAUACUAAUGACAACCCACCAGUGUUUACGAAACCCGUGUACACUGCGUCAGUACCAGAGAACGCUUUCGGAGGAUUUCAGGUAAUACGAGUUACAGCGCUGGACGCUGACGAAGGAAACAAUGCUGCUGUUACUUACAAUAUCAUAGACGGCGCAGACGGAAAGUUCAUCAUUGAAGGAUCUUCUGGCAUUGUUCGUCCUUCUAGCCGUCUUGACUACGAAUCGAUGGCGGACAAGUUUUACAUUCUAAAUAUUUCUGCAACUGACAAUGGCCAUCCGCAGUUUACGUCGUAUACUGUCCUUAAUAUCACCGUCACAGACUUUAACGACAAUCAACCUAAAUUCUCACAAAAUUCCUACAACCUGGGCGUGUCCGAGGAUGCUACGGUAGACACUUACUUUGAUCAAAUCAUUGCGACUGACGAAGACGCUGGAGAAAACGCAAAGGUAAUGAAUGGUCUUUUAAAAUGUUUUGCUGAAAUUCUACGCAAAUUAUUUGUCUAUAUUUCAGCUUUAUCAACAAUUAAANGCCAGGAGCUUGCGAAGUUCCUUGCAUUGCGAACACCCAAAGACUUCAAUUCUCGUCACAUCCAGACUUUCGCUGGUAAACCACUGUUUCGCAAAGUUGAUAAACAAGUUUUGAAUAAUUCAUUUGAAGGACUGUUUUCAAUACAUGAGCUAACUGGAGAAAUAAUUGUGGCGAAACCGCUGGACCGUGAAGUCAAAGACAUCUUGAGCAUCAGCGUGUUCGCGGUGGAUGAUGGGGAACCUCAGAGAAGUGACAAAGCAGAAGUGGAAUUUUUCCUGACUGACGUUAACGACAAUUCACCUGUGAUAAGACCACAGAAGAGCGAGGCCUCUGUUUUUGAGAAUGUAAACAGUGGAUCUUUUGUUUAUGACGUUAAUGCAACUGAUGAUGACAUCACGCUGAACGGGAAAGUGGAAUAUGCCAUCAUGCACGGCGAGGAAGGGAAGUUUGUCAUUAAUGCUACUUCCGGUAUAAUAACAACAGCUGGAGCUCUGGACCGAGAAAAAAAGGAUUCCUACACGCUUAUUGUCAUGGCACGUGAUCAAGGAACAGUUCCGUAUAUGGACUUCGGAACAGUAGAUGUCGAGAUUCUUGAUAUGAACGACAACACACCACGCUUUACAACCACUUUUGGACCGUUCAUGGCGACUGAAAACGAACCAGUGAACACAACUAUUGGAAAGGUUUUUGCUGAGGAUAAAGAUAUCGGGAAGAACGCUGAAAUAACGUAUUCCAUUACCGAAGGAGACGUGGAUAACUGUUUUAAUAUCAACGGAACUUCAGGAACAAUUUUUACCAGGAAACCUUUGGAUCGCGAGAGGACUAGGAUUUACGAUCUUACAGUAUCAGCAACAAACAUCGCGUCCAAUCCUUCUCUGAGCAGCAGCACGACGGUUAGAGUCAAUGUCCUGGACACCAACGAUGAACCGCCUCGCUUUAGUGUUUCAAGCUACAACGAGACCAUCUCCGAGGGAGACAAAGCUGGGACGUCCAUCGUGAAAGUGUCCGCGCAAGAUAAAGAUCUGGGGACGAACGGGCGAGUGUUGUACAGAAUUCUAUACGACGAAGUAAACACAAACGUGUUUAGCAUAAAUCAAGAUUCAGGAAUAAUGACGCUGAAAAACACCAUUGACGAAGAAGAAUACAGACGAUUUAUGGUCAUGGUAGAGGCCAAGGACCUUGGAUCGCCCCAGCCCCUCUCGUCCGUUGUACCUGUACACGUUACUGUUGAAGAUGUAAAUGACAACCAGCCCAUAUUUGAUAAACAAUCCUAUAGUGCUUCAGUGUCGGAGGCCGCUGCUGUUGGUCGCUCAGUUAUCAAGGUCAGAGCAACAGACCAAGAUACGGGAACUAAUGCUGAAAUAACCUACGAGAUUAUAAGUGGAGAUGAUCAAGGUGAUUUCCGCAUAGACAACACUGGCUCUGUGUACGUAAACAGAGGAUUGGAUAGGGAAAGAAUUGCCACCUAUUCGCUAGUGGUUGGAGCUUAUAACUAUGAAACCAAGGCCUUUAAUGAGACAAGCCGACCACGGCAGAGAAAUGUGGACGCUGAGGGUUAUCUGUAUGACACUUCAACCGUUACGGUAGCUAUCACUGAUAUAAAUGACAACGCCCCAACGUUUAUCAGGCCACUUUUUACGGGAGGUAUUGCAGAAGGUGCAGAUCUAAACACUUUCAUCAUGAAAAUCAGGGCUACAGACAGAGACGCGGGUAACUUCAGUGCGGUGCAGUAUAGAAUAUCAUCUGGAAAUGACGGUGGCUUUUUCAAGAUCGAUGAGAACACAGGAUUCAUAACGACAGCAAGUAACUUCAAAGGGAAGAAGGGUCAGCGGUUUACCAUUAAAGUGAGUGCUUACGACAAUCAUGGGAAGGCUCCUACAAACGAAGCUGAUGGAGAGGCAACCGCACAGAUAUUCGUUCUUGUUGAUGAACAGAGAGUCACUCUCAAGGCUCAAGUUGAUCCAUCUCUCAUCGAGCAGAAUAAAGAGGAGUUUAUCAGUAUGUUGAAUAACAUCACUGAAGCCGAGGUGAACAUAGAAGCGAUAUUCAAGGUCUUUGCUGAGACUACCGAUGGGAGACAAAUCGCUAACUCUGAAGUACUCUUCCAUGCUGUCAAUGUUGAGCAUCAAAAGAUCAUGACCAGUGAUGAAGUGUUAAGUACAAUUGAAAAACACGCUGACAAGUUAGAGACUCUGUACGCCAGAUGGAAGAUAAGGGCUCCGAUUUCCACUACAACAGAGCCUCCAGCAGAUGAUAGUGGCCUGGGUAACGCUGAACUGGCGCUGAUCAUCUUGGGAUCUGUUGUGGGGCUGCUGUUGUUGCUUGGUCUGUGCUUCGCUAUUAAGACCCGCUGCAGAGUUAAGAAACGUGACAUGUACAACUCACCAAGAGGGCGAAGAAAGUUUGGUGACGUUAAUCGUCAUGGUUCCUGGUCACAGUACGAUGACAUUAUCAGUUCUAUUGAGGGCAAAGGCGUUGCCUCCGUCAAAAUGUCUCGUCCGGGAAGUUCAUAUGGAAGUGAUCCAGGAAUGUUCGGUUCAGAAUAUGCCCUGACCAAGAAAAGGCAUUCACUGGAAGACAGAAUUUGGGAUGAGGGUGAUUAUUACUUAUCACAGGAUUCCAAACUGGACUCGUAUCUUGAUGAUGACGGUGAAUCGGACCACGGAGCAGCAGCAAGUGACAUCAGCCAGGCAAGCUCUGCUCAUUCAUCAGGAAUGACAGCUGAUGGCAUGGUGGUUACUAAAGUGUAGUAAGAGACACGGAUCGGAGAGGUGUGGAGGACAACUUACAAACUACGAACUUCCUUAAUAGAGCAAUUUUAUUUACGACCUUGAAAUGAUUACGAGUGACCAUAAGCAAAACACAAAAUGGGCACUGUAAAAUGAAUCGAUUCCAGGCUCAGUGAACGGAGACAGGCAUUUUGGUUGUGUUAGCGAACACGCCAAGCAAAGCUUACGGAAUACGGGCAGCAUUUUUUCUUGAUCAUGAAAAAAAAUAGACGCUAUGACGUUUCGGCGCCAUCUUGAACGACUUAUUAAAUCUGCAGUUGGGAUAAUGGCGACAAGAUGACGCCGAAACGUCAUGUUACAGCGUGUAUUUUUCUUUUAGGAUAUCAUGAAAUCUCUCGGGUUAUUUUUUACUGAACAAGGAAAAUAGUAGAAACUACUCUCUCCCUUAUUUUUUGGAUUCACGAGUAAUCUUUUCAAAUACUGACGGAUAAACGACAUCGUUAACAAUCACGAAAACAUCUUCUCAAGGUAGCACGAAAAUCGUUGAGUUAAAACUGGUUGUUCGCAGAUGAGAGAAAGUUUCCAUGACUUGAUAAUGGCAGGUGAUGUCCUGAAUUGAUUAUGCUUUAAAAUGGCAUAAAUGUCACGCCAAACAAACACAACAAGAAAUAACUUCUUUUCAGCAAACAACAAAUGAAUAGCAUUGAUAACAGUAGUAAAAAAUGAUAGGCUGCA
This is a messenger RNA of Orbicella faveolata, 11796 nucleotides long. Its product is annotated as protocadherin Fat 4-like. The record is from RefSeq and is a predicted model, not a curated record. Gene Ontology annotation, biological process: cell migration; homophilic cell-cell adhesion; multicellular organism development. Gene Ontology annotation, cellular component: plasma membrane; catenin complex. NCBI's taxonomy places the organism in Eukaryota, Metazoa, Cnidaria, Anthozoa, Scleractinia, Merulinidae. Gene Ontology annotation, molecular function: calcium ion binding; beta-catenin binding; cadherin binding.